Amoebophrya sp. A25 is the source of this 6106-nucleotide messenger RNA. Lineage: Eukaryota; Dinophyceae; Syndiniales; Amoebophryaceae. The record is from the annotation of a GenBank genome assembly.
GCGAAAUGUUUAUACUGUGUGAGGAGAGAUACCCAUAAGCGGAAAAGGGUCGAUAGGGGCCCGAUAUUUAUGCCUAAAUCUUUUGAAUAAAAUAGUCGGGUUAGCGUGUUUACUGCUGACCGCCGGUGAUCAUAUACCAUACUAGUUGUUUUUGUGUCUAUUGUAGCAUUGUUCUCGUGUAAGCCAGAUUGAGUCGGAAAAACACAAAAGAACAUGUAGAGCUUAUCUGAUAGAUUGCAGAUAUCGACGCGGCUAUUCUGAUAUCCUCCGACGAGAUGCCCGCUUCGCCAAAUCCGUCGCAGCCCACGCUGACUCUUCCGCGCCUCCUUGGGCAUGAAGACGAUCAUCGCAGUGGAAAAUCUUUUGUUGAUUUCGGAGACAGAAGCGGAUCGAGUUGUAAAGGAGACGGCAGAAGCAACUACAAAAAAGAUCGCAGUGUUUUUUACGAUGUUCAAAACCCCAAGAGCAUUUUUCUGCCCUCCGUUGGGAGCAAAGAGCGGCCACAGUUUCUGCAGCAAAGCAAUGUGUCCUACGUCUUCAACGCUGCAUCCGAGUGCGACAUUCCUACCGGGUCGUACGAUGCAACGGAUGCGGUUGUUGGUGGUGUGGAAACUCACAACGCUGACGUUGGUGUGCCUGCUGGGAGAAUCGCCGGUAACAAAGAAACAGGAACGAUCACUACCAUGCUUAACUCGAGUGUCACGAUGGCUCACGCUUCGGGUAUGUCUCAACAGAGUUCUUCAUGCUCAUCAUCAUUAUCUAGUGGUAACGCACCCGCUUUACUGACGCAGCUUCAGAAACCGGCCUCCUCUUCCCAUGUUCUCACAAAGCAGGUGCGAAAGCUCAGCGAUGCACUCCCUCUGUUACCCGGUCUUCCGAGAGGUGCAGUACCUGCUUCAACGAACAAUUUAUUGCUGAAUGGACCAGCUGCAGCUGAGCAAGACCCGUUGCAUGCGCACCAGACGGAUGAAAGUACUUCUAUGGCGCGACCUCGUACUUCGACGUCUAUCGGCGGUAAAGAUCUGACCUCCUUCCGACCGAUGAGCGAGCAAACGUUUCGCAGAUGUGCCAUGCAAGGUGAGCGCGAAAUCAGGCGCGUUCAUCGCAGUCUCCAACGCUUUAAUCCAAUGAAGGUAAUUAACGGGAUCCGUCGACCAAGUCGCUUUGACUACUGCGCAUACACGGGUCGACGAAAAAGCUCAGUUGCGUCGAGUUAUGCUGGACAAUUUUAGUUCUUGUCGAUCAUGUAUUAUAAUUACUAUUUGAAUAUUAUUCUUGAUUAGAGUUAGACAGAAGUUGUAAUGUUUGCUGGCAAUGCAUUCCAGCCUCAGGAGUAGUAUCAAUCUAUUGGAUGAUGCAUGAACUCAAGCAAGCUACUAGCUUUUCCAGGGAUCCUUUUCUAAGUUUCUGCAGCUGCAUUCGCCAUAGGUGGAAGUAGUUCGAAGAUUUUAGCAAGUAACGUUGGAUCAGCGUCCACUUCGCGUUCAUCCUCCAUCGCAACGGGCAUGCCUGGAGACCCAUCAGCUGCGUUCGCAGGUAGAACCGGGUCACCAUUCCACUUGCCUACGCUACUUUAUGAGAGAGUUGUCAAGGAAAGUUUUCAUGUUAGUUUGUGCCUAGUAUUCAUUGUAUCUUCCCUCUGGUUGAUGUAGGCUGUAUUAAAGCACCUACCAAGUUAUGUAUGCGCAACCAACGUAUGAGGGAUGAGCAAGGAGAAGCAUCUUUCUCUAAGUAGUUGCCGCUCUCGGGAAUAACGCAACAGCUGCGACGGGUUCGACCUAUGAGCGCCCCUUUUUUCGGAAAAUGAAUUUGGCACCACGUGGCUUCGUGUUAGAAUUGGAAAGGAAGAAACGCGAGAACGAUCGCACGAUCAUGCGCAAGCGAGAAGAGGGAAUGCAGGCAGCUGUUGCUGCUGCAGCUUUGCGAGCUCCGACAUGUAUGUCAUCGGCCUCAACACGACCAGGUGGCUUUGCGUCUUCCAAGAUAGGUAUUUCGAUCGGGCCUCUCUCACGACAAAACAAUAUCAGUGGCACACCUCGACAACUACAAGGUGACGCUUCUACCGCAGAUUCUUCUCCGAUGAAUGCUUCGCCGGCCAGACAGCUAGCGCGAAGGGCAGAGUUAGAGGCGGCUAAAAAGCGACAUGCACUAGCGAAGCUAGGCGUAGAAUCGGAAGAUGCCUAUAACACGCAGCCGCUGACAUAUCUGGAUGCCUUCGGACUUGUCUCCCCAACCGGACUGCCGUACAUUAAGGGAGAUGUUGUCUUAUUUUAACGUGGCUUGCCAAAGAAACAAGGUACAUUUUACAGCGUGAUGAUGAACAAGAUGGAGAAGAACUUCCGAAAAACUCUAUGCUUGUCGAUGACUGUAAACACUGACACAGACGUGACUUGAGUCCUGAAAAAUUGAGACUUUCUCUAAGCACAGCGUUUAUGGGACCUUCGGUUCGCGGAAAGAAAGCGUGAAGCAACAAUCGCCACGUGCGCUAGUGGCAGCGAGUAGCCCAGUCAAGCGGAAACUCCUGCAAGAAUUCGUGGAAGCUAGAGUAGCUUUUGUUUUCCAAUCUGUCUCUGAGUUUUUUAUCGUGCAGAGAACAUGUAUUAGAUCUAAGUCUGACACUAGCAGGAAAAAUGACUGGUCUCGAUUCAAUAUGAAGUGUUGAUUAUUAUUUGUUUGAUCUCCAACAACUUGCUUCUCCACAACAGGACAAGCGCGCAUUGUUGCUGAGUCGAAUGGAGAAGAAUACGAAGGCUAAGGAAACACCAAUGGAGCGCACCCGAGACCGGCGACGCGGCGUGCACUUGCAACUCGGUGCUCGUGGGGAGGACAGCAGCAAGUUGCGGUGUGUGGGUCAGGCGGAUCUAACGAGGAUGGCUAUGCUGGACCUGUUCGAGCGCGGCGGCCAAGAUCAAGACGAUUACGAAUUUGCCGAUGAGCACCUACAGAUCUUAAGGGUCGUAGCUUUGAGGUGUUCCGGUUCUUACCGUUUUUUUUUGCGCCUCCUAAAGGAGAAAAGCAUAACAAACGGAAAACAGGAGCAGCAACGGCCUACCGUUAAAGAUCUUGCGCAGGAAAGAGGAAGGGUCAGAGGAUGAUACCGAGAAAGUCCGUGAAGAAGCGCAGCGGUCGUGGUUCUUGUUCUUCUGUGUGGCUCAAUUUUGCUACUUCUUGCGCAAUCGCAGACAAAUCCGGGACAAAAUCAAGAAAGUAGUGGGUGCGCAUGUUGUGGUAUGGCUAGCGAUAAGGGUCCGUGCAGUUCACAUUGACAUGGCGCACUAAUCAACAAGAUUGUGAGAACUGCGUAUGCAGUACUAGACGCAUUCCCACUUGUAGACCACUGCUGAUUGAUGACAUUUCAGUACUAGUUUUUACGUUCUUUCAUUUGAACACGCGGCGACGGGAUCUAGUGGCGCAGACAAAAUUUUCGAUUUUUUUUCCGACGUUCGAGUACUCCUGGCUGCGCAACGAAAGCGGGAUAUGGAGGAGCAAGGGGACGCCGCAGUCGUGACAUUCGAGGAUGGCGUUGAGAAUGACACGUCGAGGGUGACGAAAAAAAAUCUUGGAAGCAGAAAAUCAGCUAGAAGCAAAGCAUCUUGGUCGACUUCAGCUGGGAGAAGAGAUAGUGAAAGAGGGAAUUCACGGAGGCGGUCGCCGCCGAAUGAAGCUUCAUCAAAGGGUACCCGAAGACGCGCCAGCAGCGAUCGCAGGGAGAGGCAAACUGUAGUUCAGAAGGAUGAUGCGCGCUUCGGCUUCGUCGUGACGCAAACGGUAGAGCACUCGCAAAGCGAUGACCGUGACAAGAAGUCCAGAACAAAAACAACCUCCACCAUCAUAUUACAAAACAAGAAGUUAGUCUCGAAGAAUGGAGGUGGAUCGCUUCUGGGUGAUUCAUCCAACAAGAGGCAUUCCAGGAACUCAACAUCUUUACCUUCUGGUGAUACAAGUACAACGGACGCUAAUCAGCCAGGGGAUGACGCAGAACAGCAGCCGCCGAGAGCGCACACACUCGAGGUGCUCCUGCGUAAGAAUCAAGAUUGGUCUGAACACCAGACGCUCUCAUCUUCCGGUGCUGUUGGGAAGGAUGCGGUUGCGCUGCUAGUGGACAGUGAAGGGUGUCCGAACCGUGAUCACAUCAAGGAACUCCUCGUCCCAGAAGCGAAACUGUGUUUUUUCCCAUUGCGUGUCUUCGUGCUGGCGUCAGAUUCCGAAAUCCAUCGACUACGAUCGGCUCAUGACUACAUAGCUUGCAAGCUUUUAGUACGGUUGCGAAGACGAAGAGCUCGCAUUAUGUUCGAGACCAUGCGGAAUUGGAGCAGGGGAGGUAAUACAAUUUUGGCCUUCAAAAAGUUUCAUCGAGGAUGCAGGCUCAUCCAGACCUGGUGGCGGAAUUGUCGAGCGCACAUGAAGAAAACACACGAAAAAUGCGCGAAAAUCUGGCUACAGAUAGAUUAUGAAUCAUGUCUAAAAACUAAAAUGAUAGAGCUUUUCCUUUUGUUCUCAUCGUACGCCAUUUUCUAAUUUCAUACAUCACUCCUAAAGCUUUUUUCAUCUGUGGUUUUUCUAUUUUUAAACUAAGAAAGCAAGUGUCACCCUUCGACCGUCCUUACAACUUUCAUAUCCUACGCGCCCACGUGAGAGAGCGCAUCAUGCGUGUGGAUAGCGGUGGUGUGGCCGAAGCCAUUCAGCUGCCGCUGAACGAACGGAUUUCACUAGCGUUGUUGCCCGACUCGGUACGAAGUGGUUUCAUUUCUGCUGAACUUCGCGCAAUGCGGUAUUACCUAUUGCCGGAAUUAUACGACUGGGUUCGCAAGGCCAAGAUCUACGAGGAAGAUCUCGGACGUUGGCGCGAAGAUCGACUAGCUGUCGAACUACUUUGUUGUCACUUUGACGUGCCGCCUCCGGAAGUCGUGCCGUUUCCGUCAUUGAAAGUGACAGUGCAGAUGGUGAAAGAGUGGCUUUUUCGGUGUCUGAAAGAGGGUUCCGAAGCCGCAACGAAGUGCGAGCCUAACUCGCUCCUUGGCCUGGUAGAGAGCCGUCCAGACAGUGUGGAAUCCGCCAGAGGCGUUUUUUCCUACAAGAAAUUUCACGACGUGGAGGAGGUGCUUGCCUGCCCACUAACGACUAUGGAUUGUUGCACUAUGACAGAAUGUUUUCCAUAUAGUUUCUAAUUUGUUUUUCUCUAACUCGAUCGUUCAGAGGUUUACUGUGUUCAUGAUUGGUGAGGAGUAGAAAUAUUCUCUCUCUCAGGUGGUUAAGAUACAGCUGUAGAAUAUUGCUAUUCUUGUUUGCAUCUUCUCUAAGCGAGACGACGACUCGCCUGCAGAAGGAGCAAGUGCUCGGAACUCAGUGUCGCAGAGGCAGUUGUCUGUGCAUUUACAGAAGAAAAUCCGGGAAAAAAAGAUGCGUGUCAGUCGGGAGGCGGGAAGCAUGCUGUGUUGAGAUUCUGUGUGUCAUCAAUACCAAAUAAGGUGGUGAAAAUAUAUUACAUCGAAGAUCGAAGUUUGUAUGAUUCACAAUUGAUGACAUUGCUUUGUUUUGUUACUCGUCGCUAUUUGUAUCCUUCAACAUAAAUGAACUCAGAUAUUUCAAUUUGAUUUUUGCAUUCAGUGAAUAGAUUUCACUUGCUUUCGAAGAAAGAUUGUUAGGCGUUGAAAUGAAUGGAUUGAAGAGUAUGUAAUAGAAUCUAUUUUAUUCUGCUUAGUCCGUCGGUAGUUGUGGUAAUGAUAGUCUUCUAGUCUUUUUUUGUUUCGUAAGUUCAGGGAGUUGUGUUAUGAGGUCUUCGUUUGGGAGGCCAUGCAUAGUUUUGAAUGUAGAAGUAUAAGGAGAGUACAACCAGAAUCAAGGCACGGAUACAAGUAUGUUGCUAUGGAUGAUGAGUAACACUACGUCCCAUUCCCAUAUUGCAGUAUCACUUCAUAAAACGAUAGUGCCAAUAGCAAGGAGACAUAGGAUAUUGCAGGCUUCCAACAAUGUCUUUUGAAACUUCAGAUGAUAGCAACAUGCCGAAUUCUAUGACAGACAUUUUCACGCUACAUUCAUGGAGACUACUAAAAACAGAUUCACCUCAUAAAGCUUGAGUACUGGCCUCUAUCGAUUAUCAUGCGAC